AUGGCUCGAAGGAUGUCGGCAAGUAGCAGUGAUGAACAGUGCAAUCAAGUGGAUGGCAUCAAAAAGACACCGAAAGUGAUCUGUCAUGUGUUUGAAUCUGAUGAGGCAUCUUUCAUUGCGCAGUCGAUCGGCCAGGCUUUCCAGGUUGCAUAUGUUGAAUUUUUGCGAGCGAAUGGUAUAGACGAUCCAUCCUAUCUCAGGCAAAUCGAUUACCAGGAAGUGUUGAAUUCCCAAGAACUUCUCGGCGAUGAGUUAGAGAUGUUUGCGCGAAAGGAAACCCAAAAGGAUGUGGUUGUCCCGAAAAAGAGCGGUGAACCACUUGGAAUUGUUGUGGUCGAAUCUGGCUGGGGAUCGAUGCUCCCGACUGUGGUACUCGCGCACAUGAACCCAGCUGGACCAGCUGCGCGUUCUAAUCAAUUGAAUAUUGGCGAUCAGAUCAUCAACAUCAAUGGCAUAUCCUUAGUUGGUCUUCCUUUGUCAGCUGCUCAGGCCAAUAUCAAAAAUGUCAAAACUGCUACAGCAGUACGUCUGACAGUUGUGUCCACCCCUCCUGUUGUUGAAGUGAGGAUACGGCGACCUGAUACUAAGUAUCAACUAGGGUUUUCCGUUCAGAAUGGUGUCAAUUUGUUCGUUAAUUAUCGAGGUGGAAUAGCCGAGCGGGGCGGAAUCCGCGUGGGUCAUCGGAUCAUUGAAAUCAACAACCAGUCGGUGGUGGCCGUGGCGCACGAUCGUAUAGUGAACAUGCUGGCAACGGCUAUUGGCGAAAUUCAUAUGAAGACCAUGCCGACGAGUAUGUUCCGUCUCCUCACAGGCCAGGAUACACCUCAGUACAUCUAA
Molecule: messenger RNA, 837 nt
Organism: Cooperia oncophora
Lineage: Eukaryota; Metazoa; Nematoda; Chromadorea; Rhabditida; Trichostrongylidae
Source: the annotation of a GenBank genome assembly